AAGAAGAAGUUAUGCAAAUUAUAUUUGGCUUGACAAUACUUGGCAUCCUCUGGUCACUAUACAUACACACGCUUGACGUGGACAGUUGACGAAUACCACGCUCUAGAAGUAUUUGCUGAUACAAGCAAUCAAAUUUUGAGUUCGGAUCUUGUGUUGAACAGUUGAACGUUAUGAAGGGGGCUUUUGGAGUUUUUAUUUUCCUCACAGUGAUGUUUACCCUGACUUUUGCCGCAUUGGUACCGCCUUGCGAUGAAAUAUGCAGAAAACCUGCAAACAUCUCACCUCCUGGUUUUGAAGAAGUGAUUCGGGAAUGCUGCAAAGCCCAUGGAUAUCGAGGCAACGGGUGGUGCCUUUCUGGGGACAGAAUGUGGUGUGCUUGAGUAAAGAUUUCCUCUUGUUCUAAUCCUAAGACAUUGACAAAUAAAUAUAUAUGGUCAAUUGUGCCAUUGCGAGGUAUAGCCAUCCGUGAAAUAAAUUUUAAUACAUAUGUAGCAUUUAAAAUUAUUGUCUCAGUUCAUUUGUCACCUGGCAUUCAACUUGUGUAAGUUACAUAAAAUAAAAAUGUAUGCAUUUGCUUUUCAUAUGUAGCAAUCAAAAUCAUGUAGGAAGUGAUGUUUCUUGUAUUAAUUAUAAUCCAUAUUUUAGACAAUAAAAUGGUUAAACUGUUCUUGAUAUUAUUAGGUAAAUAGAUAGUUAUUAGUUUAGUUUGUUUUUCUGUUGUGCAUGGAUUGGUCCACGCGAACUCUAGACAAAACUUUUUCCAUGUUUUCAAGGCAGUGUAAUGUAAACUUAAUCUAAAUAUGUAUGUGCCGGACUUCUGGAGUAUUGGUUAAUUAAUGGAAUAAUACACAUGACAAGUAAUCAAUUGUAUUUUAUAAGGAAAAAGAAAUACUUAGCGUUCCAUUGAUGGACACGAAGUUUUGGGCAUAAUGGAAAAUUGUAUGCAAAACUUAUCACAUUUUCACAUUCGCAAUCUCCAAUCAACACUUACAUGUCUCUGUAAAGUUUACUUACUCCAAAUUUUAGAAGAUGGACCGAUUUAAUUUCUACAAACUUAUGACUUUACUUGUUGGUUCCAUAAUUGUUAUCCAAGCCCCGAAAUGGACAAAUUCCUUUAUUAUGAGACACUACAAAUUAUCGCUGGGAAUUGAAGCUAUAAAUUUAACACAGACCAAAGACCCUCUCAAGCUAUUCAAAAUGUGGAGAGACGAAGCAAACACCUUGUCAACUUUGAACCCCAGACCUGAUGUCGUGACGAUCGCAACAUUGGGAGAAGAUGGACCUUCCACACAAAUUGUAAUGCUGCGAGAUAUUAGCGAUACCGGAUUCAAAUUUUAUGUUACAACACCAGUCACCAAAAAUCUCGCCCAAAAUAAUAUUUCAUUCACGGUUGUUUGGACCUUUAAAAAAUCUGAAGAAACAUUUGGGAUGCGUUAUAUCACCGUUCACGGAAUUACUGAAAAAAUCCCUGUGAACGAAACAAAAGAAUUAUUCAAGUUGGAAACGCCCACCUCAAAAAUACGGCUUAUCCUUCAGUCCCAGAAAAAUGAUAAGAAACAAAAUUUGUCGGAACGCCUCCAACCUUUACUUGACAUGUAUAACCAAAAUCCGAAACAAUUUCAUAAACAAGAAAUGCCAUCAGAAUGGAGUGGGUACAUCAUAAAGCCAAAAACCUUGGAGUUUUUUCAAGGGACAAAGGCAACGUUAGGCCAGCGGAUAAAAUUCUCCAAAAAAUCUGACGUCAAAAAUAAUUCUACCAAUUUGUUAUCGGACGGUGCUUGUGGGGGAGAAAAAGGGUGGAUUUUUCAAGUGAUGGAACCAUAAGAAUAAUAAAAAUAGAUUCAAAUGCAAAGGUUUAUUUCAUAAAGAAAUUAUAUAGUUCAAACCCACAAUUUUUGAGAAAUAGAAUAUUUUGAAAGCAUAAUAACACACAUAUCUAAUCAAAUUUACCAAUCAAACGCUGCUGUCUGUCAUCCUUACAAAGUUGCGUGCCGACCUGGCUUCCUCUUCAUAAAUAUUUCAGUCAAGGUGUCCAAUUUGUCCUCCGUCUAUUUCCAAAGAAGAAAUCAAUAACCCACCGCCCACGUCAUGGACAAACUAAUUGUGAUGGAAUGCACUUCUUAACAAAGACAUGUUUUCAUGUUUUAUUACACAACAAUUGUGACAGUACAUAUGUAGAUGUAUAUAGCUUCUAGGUCGAUUAAUAUCGAAAAAUGUACCUGGAUACAACAAUAUCUUACAAGCCAUACAAGAAAAUUAUAGUGGAAAGUUGAGUCGGACUUUAUGCAUUGCAAAAUUGAAAUGCAGUAAUAAUGGUUCACCUCUGUGUAAACGCUUCUUUCUGCCAUUACUCAAUUGAACAUUUUUAUAAAUUCAUCUUGCUUACUCCAACAACCAGAAUAAAAUUACCAUCAAACCAGUUGCAAAGCAGGGAGUUGAUAUUAAUUAUUUGCAUAAGUGACCCCCGUUCUUUAUUUUUGUUUGGCAGUAUAGCCAAACAAAGUAAACAGUUACUUGCACAUAUUUACUGCAAUUUCAGCAACGAUGAGAUGAGAUGAGAAUGAACUUCCUAAUAAAUGUCGUAAAGUUCAAGUGCAGUUUUACACAAAACCUGUGAACUAUCGGCUCUCUUGAGAAUUUAGGAGGUAAUGAAGGAUUUGUACGGAUUCACUUUUCUCCUAAUAAUAAUUUCUGGAUCGCUCAGGUUUUGCAAUGGCAUGCGACAAAAUGUUUGGUCUAACUACGGGCAGAGUUAUGACACACCUGGAUCACCACAGUUAAUAAUACCACAACCUCCCCCUCAACCAGAACCCAAUAUUAUAUUUCCAGGAGAAGUCGACUAUUCUGGGUCUUACAGAAAUCGUGCAGGUGCAAGUCCCAGUGGAAGGCAUUAUAAUGGGGAUGCGUUUGAUAACUAUGGUCCCAAUAUAUUUGAAGAUGGGCCUCGACCUCGGAAUAAUGACGACACAAGACAAACGCGCUGCACUGGAGUUUGCCUUCAUGCCUCGCAAUGUGCAUCUUUAGGUGGUACUUCGUCGCAAAUAUGUCCUCGUGGUGGUGCCAACUCGGUGUGCUGCCAGUUUGCAAAUUCAUGCAAUCAUGUAACCAGUGAAGUGGUCUCAUUCUUUAAAUCUCCUGGAUAUCCAGGACCAAUGGUUGGAAAUCUUAUUUGCCAAUAUGACGUGCUUAUCAAGUCUGGGAUUUGUGCCGUAAAAUUAGAAUUUAUCGAGUUCAACACUACAAUUCCGUUGGACCGUGGAUUGUGUAAUGUCGAUCAGCUACUCGUCAUGAAUUCUGAGGAGGGUGCAACAUUUCCAAGAUGCGGAGAAUUAACUGGCUAUUCUACCAUUGUUCCAACCGAUGCCCGACACAAGCUUCCUCUCACACUUCUCUCAAUAAUUCAAAGUUCCCAAGAAAUGUUCAAAUAUAACAUUCGUGUGAGUCAGAUCAAAUGUGGAGCACCGCCACGAGUCAAAGACUAUCCCUCGUGUGGAAAAACAUUUAUGGUGGAUCCCGAUACGCCCAAAAAGCAAUCAUCGGGCGAAGAAACAACGACUUCCGUUCCAAGUGUAGAUCUCGACAUUGAAAACGUCGUUUUCGACGACACUGAACAAAUAUACUACGCCAAUUCUAAAGUUGACUCGAGGCAAAAUGUAGACAAUGCUUUUUACAUUGCAUACUUGAAGCAAGCCUACGAGGCAAUAACGAAUUCGUCUAAUAAUGGAGGAAAUAGCACCCUUUGCAAAAAUAAGAAGGAGGAAACCACCACCGUUGGACCAGAAAAACUUCGACAUGCGACGAGUGGUGCUGUCUUUGAGGAGGAAGAGCUUGGUCGCAUAAUUCGUGGGGAUGAAGCAUUUCUUAACGAAUUUCCGUGGCAAGUUAGCAUCCAAGAUGACAAAGGUCACGUGUGCGGUGGAGCCAUAAUUUCGCCAGUUUCGAUCCUCACUGCUGCACACUGCUACAUGAGUAUUGCACCAGUUCCAAUUCAAACCCUAAAAGUUAUCGUUGGGGACCUUAACUUUAACUCUACAACGGAAGCAAUUGAUGAGCGAGUGUCGGUGUCCUCAGUCGUCUUCCACUCACACUUUGACCCAUACUACUUGGAAAAUGACAUUUGCUUAAUUAAGCUUAAACACCCCAUCACAUUUAGAGCUGGCGUUCAACCAGUGUGUCUCCCGGAACGAGGUAACUCUUACACAGGUCAAAGUGCAGUCAUUUCUGGCUGGGGUGCCACAACUUAUCCCCACGGGAAAUUGGCGACAUAUUUACAAAAAUCUAGCAACCGGAUAAUUGAGAAUGCCGAGUGCAAGAAGAAACUGAAGAUCGAAUAUUUGUAUGACACCAUGAUUUGUGCCGUGGCUCCGAACUGUUCUGGGACUUGUUUCGGCGAUUCAGGUGGUGGACUAACAAUUAAAGGAGACGAAGGACGGAAUACGUUGAUCGGUUUGGUUAGCUUUGGGAUCGGUGGGUGUGCCCUGUUUCCAUACUGGCCGGAUGUUUACACGCGAGUCACUGCUUUUUUGGAUUGGCUGGACUAUGCAUCGUUUUAAUAUGACCAUGUACACAUGUUUACCACUGUAUUUAAAUAUAUACAUGGUACGUAUGUAUAUAAAUAUGCAUACAUACAUAUCUUAAUUUAUUUAGAGAUGAGAAGUAUACACACGAGAAUAAAAGAUUUACGACAAUUCUUUCUUGAAAUUAUAAAAUUUUGAUCCCAAUAAGAAUAUUAAUGCUACUAAAUGAAUGUAUUAGAUCACUGGGAGAAAAUUUACACGCUUACAAAUCUACUACGUAUCCAUCCACCUUUACAAUUUCGACUGUUUAUUUAGUUAAUAAAGUACGAGGUUUACAAACCUAACACGUGCAAUCAAUAAACUCGUCAAACUGUUCA
Messenger RNA from Folsomia candida, 4894 nucleotides. RefSeq lists its product as uncharacterized. The record is from RefSeq and is a predicted model, not a curated record. NCBI's taxonomy places the organism in Eukaryota, Metazoa, Arthropoda, Collembola, Entomobryomorpha, Isotomidae. Bases 2649 to 4553 code for a protein of 634 amino acids. The transcript has 17 exons. Gene Ontology annotation, molecular function: serine-type endopeptidase activity. Gene Ontology annotation, biological process: proteolysis.